Molecule: messenger RNA, 219 nt
Organism: Microthlaspi erraticum
Lineage: Eukaryota; Viridiplantae; Streptophyta; Magnoliopsida; Brassicales; Brassicaceae
Source: the annotation of a GenBank genome assembly
AUGGUGAUUCAUAGGAAGACACCAAAGGAGGAUGCUUACCUCUGUGAAAAAUGGAGCAAAAGAGGAUGCUUACCUCAGAGAAAAAUGGAGCACUCGGUUGAAGAGUUAACCGAAGAAGACGUGGAGAGAGGAUCCACGCACGGAGCAGGAACCGGUUACACUGUCAACCCAGGUUACGUGGACAAGAAGAUUCACGCAUGGAAGUGGUUACACAGAUAA